AUUUGGACAUGUAAUUGUCAGCGCCGGAUCUGAGACUUGCCCAAAAUGAAGCUGGCGACGGGACUGUGGGUCUGGGGGAGCCUUCUUGUGGCAACGGGGACCGUCCAGCCCAGCGCUUCGCAGUCAGUGUGCGCAGGAACAGAGAAUAAACUGAGCUCUCUCUCUGACCUGGAACAGCAGUACCGAGCCUUGCGCAAAUACUAUGAAAACUGUGAGGUAGUCAUGGGCAACCUGGAGAUCACCAGCAUCGAGCACAACCGGGACCUCUCCUUCCUGCGGUCUAUCCGAGAAGUCACAGGCUACGUCCUGGUGGCCCUCAACCAGUUUCGGUAUCUUCCUCUGGAGAAUUUACGCAUAAUUCGUGGAACAAAGCUGUAUGAAGAUCGCUACGCCUUAGCGAUAUUUCUAAACUACAGAAAAGAUGGCAACUUUGGACUUCAAGAACUUGGAUUGAAGAACUUGACCGAAAUUCUAAAUGGUGGAGUCUAUGUCGACCAGAACAAAUUCCUGUGUUAUGCUGACACCAUACACUGGCAAGAUAUUGUUCGGAAUCCAUGGCCUUCCAACAUGACUUUGGUGUCAACAAAUGGAAGCUCGGGAUGUGGAAGAUGCCAUAAAUCCUGCACUGGACGAUGCUGGGGACCCACAGAAACUCACUGCCAGACCUUGACCAGGACUGUGUGUGCCGAACAAUGUGAUGGCAGGUGCUAUGGACCUUACGUCAGUGACUGCUGCCAUCGGGAAUGUGCUGGCGGCUGCUCAGGACCAAAGGACACUGACUGCUUUGCCUGCAUGAACUUCAAUGACAGUGGAGCCUGUGUUACUCAGUGCCCCCAAACAUUUGUCUACAAUCCCACCACCUUUCAACUGGAGCACAAUUUCAAUGCAAAGUACACAUAUGGAGCUUUCUGUGUCAAAAAAUGCCCACAUAACUUCGUGGUGGAUUCCAGUUCUUGUGUGCGUGCCUGCCCUAGUUCAAAGAUGGAAGUAGAAGAAAAUGGGAUUAAAAUGUGUAAACCUUGCACUGAUAUUUGCCCCAAAGCGUGUGACGGCAUCGGCACAGGAUCAUUGAUGUCAGCUCAGACCGUGGAUUCCAGCAACAUUGACAAAUUUAUCAACUGCACGAAGAUCAAUGGGAACCUCAUCUUCCUUGUCACAGGGAUUCACGGGGACCCUUACAAUGCAAUUGAAGCCAUAGAUCCAGAGAAACUGAAUGUCUUUCGGACAGUCAGGGAAAUAACAGGUUUCCUGAACAUACAAUCAUGGCCUCCAAAUAUGACAGAUUUCAGUGUCUUCUCCAACCUUGUCACCAUUGGAGGAAGAGUCCUCUACAGCGGACUCUCAUUGCUUAUCCUCAAACAACAAGGCAUCACUUCCCUACAGUUCCAGUCUCUGAAGGAAAUCAGCGCAGGCAACAUCUACAUUACCGACAACAGCAACCUGUGUUAUUAUCACACCAUUAACUGGACAACACUCUUCAGCACCAUUAACCAGAGAAUAGUGAUCCGAGACAACAGAAGAGCAGAAAACUGUACUGCUGAAGGGAUGGUGUGCAAUCACCUGUGUUCGAAUGAUGGCUGCUGGGGACCUGGGCCAGACCAGUGCCUCUCAUGUAGGCGCUUCAGCAGGGGAAAAAUCUGCAUAGAGUCUUGUAACCUCUAUGAUGGGGAAUUCCGAGAGUUUGAAAAUGGUUCCAUCUGUGUUGAGUGUGACUCCCAGUGUGAGAAGAUGGAAGAUGGACUACUCACGUGUCAUGGACCGGGACCAGACAACUGCACAAAGUGUUCUCACUUUAAGGAUGGUCCAAACUGUGUGGAGAAAUGUCCCGAUGGCCUACAGGGAGCUAACAGUUUCAUCUUCAAGUACGCGGAUCAGGAUCGGGAAUGCCACCCAUGCCAUCCCAACUGCACCCAAGGGUGUAACGGUCCCACUAGUCAUGACUGCAUUUACUACCCAUGGACGGGCCAUUCCACUUUACCACAACAUGCUAGAACUCCACUGAUAGCAGCUGGAGUCAUUGGCGGGCUCUUCAUCCUGGUCAUCAUGGCUCUGACAUUUGCAGUUUACGUCAGAAGGAAAAGCAUCAAAAAGAAACGAGCCUUGAGGAGAUUUCUGGAGACAGAGUUGGUAGAGCCCUUAACCCCCAGUGGCACGGCACCCAACCAAGCUCAACUACGCAUUUUGAAGGAAACAGAACUAAAGAGGGUAAAAGUCCUUGGCUCAGGAGCUUUUGGAACCGUUUAUAAGGGUAUUUGGGUGCCUGAAGGUGAAACAGUGAAAAUCCCCGUGGCCAUUAAGAUCCUCAAUGAGACAACUGGCCCCAAAGCCAAUGUGGAGUUCAUGGAUGAAGCCCUGAUCAUGGCAAGCAUGGACCACCCACACCUAGUUCGCCUACUGGGAGUGUGCCUGAGCCCAACGAUCCAGCUGGUUACCCAGCUGAUGCCCCAUGGCUGCCUGCUGGACUAUGUCCAUGAACAUAAGGAUAACAUAGGAUCGCAGCUGCUGUUGAACUGGUGUGUCCAGAUUGCUAAGGGAAUGAUGUACCUGGAAGAAAGACGGCUUGUUCAUCGGGAUCUGGCAGCCCGUAACGUCUUAGUAAAAUCCCCAAAUCAUGUGAAAAUCACAGACUUUGGACUAGCCCGACUUUUGGAAGGAGACGAAAAGGAAUACAAUGCAGAUGGUGGCAAGAUGCCAAUUAAAUGGAUGGCUCUGGAAUGUAUACAUUAUAGGAAAUUCACCCAUCAAAGUGAUGUUUGGAGCUAUGGUGUCACAAUAUGGGAACUGAUGACCUUUGGAGGAAAACCUUAUGAUGGAAUUCCAACCCGAGAAAUUCCGGAUUUAUUAGAAAAAGGAGAGCGUUUGCCUCAACCGCCCAUCUGCACAAUUGACGUUUACAUGGUCAUGGUCAAAUGUUGGAUGAUUGAUGCCGACAGCAGGCCUAAAUUCAAGGAACUGGCUGCUGAGUUUUCAAGGAUGGCUAGAGACCCUCAAAGAUACCUAGUUAUUCAGGGUGAUGAUCGUAUGAAGCUUCCCAGUCCAAAUGACAGCAAAUUCUUCCAGAAUCUCUUGGAUGAAGAAGAUUUGGAAGACAUGAUGGAUGCUGAGGAAUAAUUGGUACCCCAGGCUUUCAACAUCCCUCCACCCAUCUACACAUCCAGAUCAAGAAUUGAUUCCAAUAGGAGUGAAAUUGGACACAGCCCUCCUCCUGCCUACACCCCCAUGUCGGGAAACCAGUUUGUGUACCAGGAUGGGGGCUUUGCUACACAACAAGGAAUAGCCAUGCCCUAUAGAGCCACAACCAACACCAUACCAGAAGCUCCAGUCGCUCAGGGAGCAACAGCCGAGAUGUUUGAUGAUUCCUGUUGUAAUGGUACCCUGCGCAAGCCAGUGGCACCCCAUGUCCAAGAGGACAGCAGCACACAGAGGUAUAGUGCUGACCCCACAGUGUUUGCCCCAGAACGGAACCCACGAGGAGAACUGGAUGAAGAAGGCUACAUGACUCCCAUGCGUGACAAGCCCAAACCAGAAUAUCUGAAUCCUGUGGAAGAAAACCCUUUUGUGUCACGAAGAAAAAAUGGAGACCUUCAAGCUUUAGAUAACCCAGAAUAUCACAGUGCUUCCAGCGGUCCGCCCAAGGCUGAGGAUGAGUAUGUGAAUGAGCCACUAUAUCUCAACACUUUCGCCAACGCCUUGGGGAACGCAGAGUACCUGAAGAACAGCGUACUGUCUGUGCCCGAGAAAGCCAAGAAAGCAUUCGACAACCCCGACUACUGGAACCACAGCCUGCCACCCCGGAGCACGCUUCAGCACCCAGACUACCUGCAGGAAUACAGCACAAAAUAUUUUUAUAAACAGAACGGACGGAUCCGCCCUAUUGUGGCAGAGAAUCCUGAGUACCUCUCUGAGUUCUCGCUGAAGCCAGGCACUAUGCUGCCCCCUCCGCCCUACAGACACCGGAAUACUGUGGUGUGAGCUCAGCUGGGGUCUUCGGAGGAGAGACACGCCCACUCCAUCCCCCUACCUGCCCCCCCCCCCAACUUCCUCCUCUUUCUCUGGUGGUCUUCCUUCUCCCAAGGCCAGUAGUUUUGACACUUCCUAAUGGAAGAUAUAGAGACGCAAUGAUAGUUCUAUGCUUACCUAACUUGAAUAUUAGAAGGAAAGACUGAAGGAGAAAGAGAGGAGGACACACACUGUUUCUUCGUUUCUUCAUAUGGAUUGGUCAGCAGAGUGUCAGAGCUAGAGAAAGACUAGGAUACAUGGGGUUAUACUGCCUGCUAAGAGUCCCAGCUUCGUUCCCUUUGCACUCUUUCUCUCUCCCUCUUUCUUCCUUCCCUUUCUUCUAUCAAUGCAGGUGAUUGAAAGCCCAGUCUCAAUUCUCAUCUGCAACCAUAGACUUGUGCAUAUUCAGCAUCUCCAAAUUCAUAUGAAAGCUUCCAUUAGAACAAAGGGGUAAACAUUUGGAUGCCACUUGAUAGGAACUGAGAUUGAGGAGCCAAUUUCUUUCUCCAAUAGCUUCUUUCCUGGCAAGUAAGAAUGUCCAACCCAGCUUUCAUAAUUUUUAAAUCUCCAUUAUAGUUAUAACUAGUAAUUAUGUUUAGAAGGCCUCUCUGGUGUUCUCAUUAUGGUUUGCUUUGGCCUGUUCCUUUAUAUUAAUUUCUCCCCUAUUUUUGGCUGUAGUUUCUAGUUGCAAAGAUAUUUACAUAAAAGCUUCUUGACAGAGUUAAAACACACACACACACACACACACACACGAAUUAUAUAAUGUAGAGGCCAAGACACUAGUAAAAAUAGCAUCAAAUCUAGGUUUCCUGUUUUACCCUACUAAAUUUAUUUUUCCCUCUAAUUUUUCAUUCUUUAGCAUUUUAUUCUUCGCCAUAAAUGACUGUCUUUGAUGGGCAGUGGCAAUCUUAAGAAUAGAAGGGACGCUAAGAAACAGUUCUGUGUGGUUCACAAAAACUACUGAUACUUUCAGGGGUGGUACCAUGGGGAUCCAUGCAGUGGAAGAAGCACUGGAUUGGGUACGUCUACAUGGAAGGUACUCAGAAAUAUAGUUUGCACUUACGCUCUAACUUGAUUUGCUCUUUUUCUGAACUCCUCUUUGGAUUUUGAAUGAAGCAAUAUGGAAGCAACCAGCAGAUUAACUAAUUUAAGUACAUUUUUUUAAAAAAAAUAAAAGGAUCUAAGAUAAAUACAGACUGGAAAUGCCAAACAAGCCAACUAGGACUUUGGAACAGUACCCAGGGAUUGUGAUGACAGGGCCAGCACAUUAUCUUCAUACUACAUGACAUUUGCUGUGUGAGGAAGUAUGUUAAGUUUGUACUCUCUGUGUGAAGGAAUGCAAGUUAUGGUCUGGCUUGAAUUCCAUGGAAUUUCUAGUAUGAAACUCUGUUUAUAUUGAGUAGAAGGUAACUUAACUCUUCACACCCAAGUUGCUAUGAUUAAAAACAAACCAUAAACAUUUGAAGCCUAUGAACAGCUCCACCAUUAAGUUAAAGGUUGUAAAUAAACAUGAAAACCCUUCUCAUGGAAUCAUUUUAUUACCCAGUACAUCACUCAUGUAAUAAGUUAUGUAAUGAUUCUUCAUAUACUACCAUAAGGUGUCCUGGUUGUAGAACCAUCUCUUUUUUAGGUUUCAUUUUAAAUAACACCUGUGACAUUAAGAUGAAUGAUGGGAAAAAUUACAAAUGAAUCUCUAGUGAAUAAGAAUGUUUAAUACAUUGCUCUUUUCUACAAAAUUCUUCUCCAAGACAUUUAGAUUUUUAAAUGUUUCUUUCUACUAUUAUUUUAUUAAGAGAAAAUUAGACUCACUAGCCUAAAAAAAGUUCAGUUAGAUUAUGAAUCUUUUUGGUAAGACAGUGAGUGCUUAAGAGAGAGAAGUUUUCAAGGAUGCUUGUGUUCCCACCUAUUUCAGAAAUGUAAAUCCAUUCAUCCAAAUCUAGAUUUAUUCAAUAGAUAUGAGUUUAAAGUCUACUAAAAGGGGGAAGCAGUAAGAUAAAUGAAAAAUCAUCUCUAACUUCAAAUUUUGUUUAGAUUUAUUUGCAGUGACAUUCUAUUUCUCCAGGAGUCCAAGGAACCAGGUCACAUUAACUAUUUGUGAAUUACUUCACAGAAAGGAUUUUGGUAAAUGUUCUGAAAACUCAUUGGGAUAUAAGUUAAAGAUCCUUUAUACUACUGAAGAUGACAAACCAAUCAGUUCUAUGUUCUCAUCCAGACACAGACUAGACCAGAAAAACAUAGCAUCACUGGCAAACUGACAUAGCUGGAGUCUUACUGUGAAACCAGCAGCAAGAGAUGAUCUUUGGCCAAAACCCUUAAAUAUGUUGGUCUUGGCCUCUUCUUAAGCUAAGAGAAGUGAAGCAAACUGAAAGUGGAAGGUAGAGACAAGAGAAAGGUUUAUGAGAUCUUGCCUAUGAAGUCUUCACCAUGAACUUACUCAAGAUAAAGACACAGCAUAAUACAAGGGCCCCAGCUUCAGAGCCCAAAGUUCCCCCAACCCCAUUCAGAAGCAUCUACAAGGGACUUUCUAUAGGUCCCUAUCACCUUUGAAGAGUUGAAAGUAAGCCUCUGUCAGUAGAUAAAUGCCUACCCAUUCAUUACUGGCAGCACUCUUGGACUGCCAUAAUGAUCUUUUAUCUUCGUUUAUCAUAUUGGUUUGUCUUCUAGUGAGAGUAAGAAGACAGAAUCUUUUAAUUUGUAAAAGGAACAAGAUUGUCUCUGAACUGUUAAAGCAAUGGAAACAGAGUGAAUGCUAUCUCUUUCCUCCAUAAAAGCACAAGAUAUUCAAGUCCCACUGGGGAUAGAUGCAGGUGAAACUAAGAAUGACCGCAAAUGCCAUUUUAUCAUUCCUUUUUAUGACUUUCUAAUAUAUGAUUGAUUUCAGUUGUUCUGGUCUUUCUUAUUUGUUUUAGUUUUGACCAUCUAUGGGGAAAAUUUUCAAGAGUGGGUUAAAGGGACAACAUGCAGGGAUAGCAUGGAGGCUUUUGUUUACACAGGAGAUAACUUGUUUAACCCAGUAAACUGGCAUCAAAUGUUGCUGGUUAAAGCCUACAAAUUGCUGUGGAACAUCAGGUGCUAGUCAUCAUCAGCACCAAUUAAAAUAUGCAGAAUCAAUUUGUAACACUGAGUAAAAUUAAUGUUAAAGUUAAGCUUGCUAUAUUGUGUAAAUCAUCAAAGUGUAAUGAUCAUGCUUAUCUCGGGAAAUCCAAUUUUCAGGCAGGGUAUUUUUUUUUUUUUGGUUAAAAUAGUCAUUUAAAGAAGUCAUUCUUAAACAGAGGAGAAAAGAUGUCCUCUAAGUCAGGAGAGGUCCAGAGUCCUAGCAUGUUGCCACCCAAGCAAGGUUGAGACAACAAACUACUCCUGGUUUUCUGAAUUACAUUAGUAUCAUGUCUUAGAAUGUGGUUCUCUCUAGACACAUUCUUGAAACAGUGUGAAAACACAGAAAAUUUUAAACUAUUAAAAACACAAAACUGAAGGUCAAAGACUUACUAAGAGACUCAGUUUUGUAAGUCAGAAAGAAUGACUGACUGACUCUAACGUAAAAGAAGAAACAGGGAACAGCUUCCAAGAGAGUCAUUGUCACGUGCUAUACCUAUGAGAAUGGUGCAUAUUGUCCAUGGUGGGAAAAGAACAGGAGAAGGACAUGAGGCUUUGACGACAGAUGAAGUUGGUAGAUGAUCAGUGUGCUUCCCGAAGUGUCAAAACUAGAAAGAAAACACGAGUUUUAUGCCUGACACAGAAGAAUGUAAAUACAAGAUUCUUUUGAAUAGUCUAACCUUUGUUUUAAAAUGAGAAUUCUUUAUCCAUCUGUAAUUCUUGAUUUUUUAACUAGUAAAUGUAGUUCACAAGGUAAUAAUAAUAAAAAAAAAGAUGACCACUGAAGCAUGUGUAUAACUGGAUACGAUCAUGACAAUGCCAUAAGACGUAGAAUUAGUUAGGUCAUCAAAUGUUAAAUGCUUUUAGGAUUAAGAAGAAAUCAAACUAGAAAAUUAAUCAUACAGUAUAAAAUAACAAAAUAAAAUUCAGGCUAUGAAAGCAUAGGGUGGGUUUUGCAUAGUAAAUAAAACUAAGUUUGCCAUUUGAAAUGGUUGUUGGUUGGGUGUAGCAGAUAGUAAACAUAGUGUGGUUUCAAUUGUGAAAACUUGCUUUACAGCACUAUGGUCCAUUUUCCUCUUGUUCUCCUAUUCCUUCAUCACACUUUAAGCGUGUUAAGUAUAAAGAGGAUACAGAAAGGCUUGCUUUGUAGGCAUCUAAUUGAAGUGCUUUAACAGGAAAAUAAACCACAUGUGAGGCUAAGAGAGCUUCCAAAUGAGUAAAGCAAAUGAAAAAGGUAUGGAUUACCUUUUGCAGAUGCAAACCAAAUAACAAAAUGAGUUAUCAUUUAGAAAGCAAACACAGCACAUUUGCAACAUGUCUGUUCUUUUCCCACCCUACCUUCUUGCCUACAUAAUUA
Messenger RNA from Alexandromys fortis (reed vole), 8449 nucleotides. It is a transcript of the gene Erbb4, whose product is annotated as erb-b2 receptor tyrosine kinase 4. NCBI's taxonomy places the organism in Eukaryota, Metazoa, Chordata, Mammalia, Rodentia, Cricetidae. The record is from RefSeq and is a predicted model, not a curated record. Gene Ontology annotation, molecular function: transmembrane receptor protein tyrosine kinase activity; ATP binding; epidermal growth factor receptor binding. The transcript has 28 exons. Gene Ontology annotation, biological process: negative regulation of apoptotic process; neurogenesis; cell surface receptor protein tyrosine kinase signaling pathway. Gene Ontology annotation, cellular component: signaling receptor complex; plasma membrane; basal plasma membrane.